AUAAUUAUUAUAAAGAUGAAGAAAUUUUUUUCAACAGGUCUAUUGGCAGUUUCCGCCGAAAAGGAGACAGUCUCAAAUGUGGCCGAAAAAUCAUCGUCGUCUCCCACGGCGAGUGCAGAUGACAUCGUCAUGCUAGAGAUCGACGUAAAAGAACCUGCUAAAAGAUCACCUAUAUCAGCCAAUGGCAUUUAUGGAGCAUCACCAAGUCAAUAUGUUAUUCGACACGGUGAUGACGCUCAAGAGCUUUCACCGGAAUACCUGUCGGUACUACAGCAGUAUUCUCAAUCGCAGUCGCAAGCGUACGGACCAACAACUGCAGCGCCACCACCCCAACGCAGACCAUUGCCGGCUUAUGCUAGACAACAACAACAAUUACAACAAGCCUAUCACAAUUUUCGAAAACCUACCGUAGUACCGCCAAGACCACGAGCUCAACUUCAUCCUCAGGCUUUAGCUCAGGCUGAAGCGACAGCUCAAUUACAAGCUCAGAUUGAAGCUAGAAAUCGUGCAGAGGCUAUACAUACAGCUCGUUUAAAUCCAAGUGGUACAUCGACUUAUCAAGUGGCAGCAUAUUCUGAACCGAAAUUGGGUACGUUCGAGCAAGAACUUCUUCAAUUAGUGUCAGCUAAUCAAGCUCAGGAAUUCAAGCUCGUUCCAACUCAGCCAAAGUCUGCUUUGAAAUCUGGCUAUGCAUCAGAAUAUUCUCAACAAUUGGUAAGUUAUCCCAGUCAGUAUUCUAAGCCAGCAGCAGCAGCACAAUUACCGGAACAAUAUCAUAUCGAAACGACGGCACAACGUUAUCAGCAACAACAGCCAGCACCAGCUUAUCAAUCCGUCGAGGAACCAGUCCAAAUUCAAUACCAACCAGUACAGUCACUUCCGGUUCAAACGAAGGAGUUCAGACCUUCUCCUCAAUACCAAUACGCCGAGGAUCAUGGUAACCUGAAAGCCCAAGCUGAAGCCGAAGCUAUAGCUAGAGCUCAAGCACAAGCUCAAGCUCAAGCUUUAGCUUUCCAGAAGAUUGCCCAAGCUGCUCACAAUAAGCAUCAGCAGGAAGCUUUCCAACAGAUUCAAAUUGUGAACGAACGUCAUAGACAACAAAGUGCUUUGGAACAAAUACAGCAGGGUACUCAGAUCAGUGACGCAGGACGAGCUCAUAUCGAGGAACAAUAUCAUCCGAAAAAUCCAGAAGCUGCUUAUAGAGCACGUUUGAAGGCUCAAGCUCAAGCGGAAUUGGCCGAAGCUAGAAGAGCUCAGGAAGCUGCGGAAUAUAAAGCUCAUUCUGACGCCAUAUUAAAACUCCAGGCGCAACAGCAGGCUCAUCUUAAAGCUCAAGAGGAAGCCCACAGGAACGCUUUGAAUUUCGAGAAGAAUCAGUUGCAAGCACAGGCUCAAGCUCAGGCAUUGGCACAAGCUCAAGCCGAAGCAUUGUAUAAAGCUCAUCAACAAACACGAGCCAAAGCGAAUAGCGAAGUUGUUGCUGUGGCUAGAGCUCAAGCAGAAGCUAGGAAACAAGAUCCUGAAAAUACUCCAGUAGUUCAAUAUCUUUUACCCAAUAGUACACCUCUCCCAUCUCCAAACAGUUAUUACACCAGCGACGAAGUACAGAAGUAUCAAGCUUCUGGAUCAUCCUACGUUCCGAGAUCUGUCCCAAAAGAUGAAGGACCUUCUUCCAUAGCCGAGGAACUCCAACCUACGAUUACUCAGCCACGACAAACUCACAAAUUAAAGAUACCAACUGCCUCGCCAUCCUCUGUUUACGUUUCUCAAUCGGGCCUGUUAAAGAAAGCUCCAAUUAAAUCAUUGACGAUUGAAGAAAUUAUCGAUCAGGAUCAAAUCAAUGGACCCCAAGUCGUACGUAUUCCUACAUCCAAAGGACAUCAAACCUUAACUCAAGAAGACCUAUCAGCCCUUAUCCAUUCCGGUUACUCGGUUACCCCCAUUCCUCAAACCGUUAAACCUACCCAACAAACUUACAUCGGAGAAAACUCAUCGGCUGGAUAUUACAUAAAAAAACAAAGAAAUCCAGUUACCAGGCCUGAAUAUAUCACCUACGAAGAUGCAAUCCCUCAAGGUCGUAAAGCAAUUAGAAAGAAUAGACCAAUUUUAAAGCCACAAGGUAGCGAAGCUGAGGCUAGCGAAAAAGUUACAUACCUGAUACCUUUGGAACCAGAAUUUGGAAACAAACAACAACCAUUGGUUAGACGUUCUCAAGAAUGAAAAUCGUAUUAUCUAUCUUCGUUCUUAUUGUUUUUAUCCAACGUUAAUGGAUAAAAUCGGUAAUGGAACGAAAUCGAAAUUGAUGAUAUUAAGAAAAAAAGAAAAAAAUUUAUACAAAUUAUCGAAAUGAUUGAAUUGAAUUAGAGAGGAAAAAGAAAAAAAUAGUCUAAAUUAUAAAAUUCUCGAACGAAGUUUAUUAUUACCGAUAGUAUCCAUACGUUCUUUUUUUUUUUUUUUUAACUAUCUUGACACUUCCUUAAACGUUCAUACGCAUACGAAGCAC
Messenger RNA from Vespa velutina, 2503 nucleotides. RefSeq names its product mediator of RNA polymerase II transcription subunit 15-like. The record is from RefSeq and is a predicted model, not a curated record. NCBI's taxonomy places the organism in Eukaryota, Metazoa, Arthropoda, Insecta, Hymenoptera, Vespidae. Bases 16 to 2220 code for a protein of 734 amino acids. The transcript is spliced from 2 exons.